Musa acuminata AAA Group (dessert banana) is the source of this 761-nucleotide messenger RNA. RefSeq names its product ferredoxin, root R-B2-like. Gene Ontology annotation, biological process: electron transport chain. The record is from RefSeq and is a predicted model, not a curated record. The transcript is spliced from 3 exons. Gene Ontology annotation, molecular function: electron transfer activity; 2 iron, 2 sulfur cluster binding. Lineage: Eukaryota; Viridiplantae; Streptophyta; Magnoliopsida; Zingiberales; Musaceae. The coding region runs from base 133 to 618 and encodes 161 amino acids.
CCCUCGGUUGGGGCACUCUUCGAUCGCCCGCUCUCUCGAAGAGGAUUCCUGGAUCUUCCUUCGCCAUCUUCCAACCCUCUCUCGAUUUCAUCCCAGAUGAACGUGCUCCAAGUGCUUAUUUUCUGGUUAUAAAUGCUAUACUUAUAUUUCUCUGGAGACACAAUGGUGACAAUUGCUCUCCCAUCUUCCUGUAUGCUCAAGAGCAGCUCCAAGGGCUGGCUUUCUUCUGUGUUGAUUAGGAGUCCAUCCUCGCUUAGCUCCUUGAGGUGUAUCACAAAAACAUCAAGCUUAAGGAUGGCCAACCACUUCAGGGCAUCGGCUAUGGCCGUUUACAAGGUGAAGCUCAUUGGACCAGAGGGGCAGGAGCAUGAAUUUGAUGCUCCAGAUGAUGCCUACAUUCUGGACUCAGCUGAGACGGCAGGAGUGGAGCUGCCGUACUCAUGCCGUGCCGGUGCGUGUUCCAGCUGUGCAGGCCAGAUGGUGUCUGGUGCUGUUGAUCAGUCAGAUGGAUCCUUCCUUGAUGAUUCACAGAUUUCAAAGGGUUACAUGCUGACUUGUGUUGCCUAUCCCAUGUCAGAUUGUGUCAUUCAGACACACAAGGAAAGUGAUCUGUACUGAUGGCCGUUGAUCAGUUUGUUGUGCUUCACUCUUCCUUUGGUUUGAACCUUAUCAGACUGUAUUGUGGGUCAGGUUUUUGUUGCGUUCAAGAAUCUGCUGUUUCUUACAAGGAUUUUAAUCUCAAUAGUUUGUUCCCAGCAUCA